AUGGUCAUUGUCGAUAUGACCAACAGACCAAAGAGGUCUGGUCGUGGCUAUCGUAAAAAAGCACCAGAUACAACAACUACAACAACUGAUGACAACAACAACAACAACAACAACAACACCCAAGUCCAAGUUAAAGCAAAGCCAAAGAAGCCAACAACUAAAGUUGAACCACCACUACCACCUCAACUAUGUCAAUCACCUCAAUACCUUUGGCAUUAUAUUGUCAAGGCCAAGGAUAUACCUUAUGAUAUAUCAAGGUCACUCACUAGACUGGUGAUGGGCGAUCUAUUCAAAGGACCUGUUAAAUACGAGAUGUUUCCUGAAUCAUUGACCGAACUCCAUCUUGGAUAUAUGUUCAAUCAAACAAUUGGCCCAUCACUACUACCUCACUCAUUGACCGUGCUCGAGUUUGGUCACCACUUCAAUCAACCAUUGGAUCGCAUAUCAUUGCCGCCCUUCCUCGUCAAGCUAACAUUUGGACCAGCUUUCGCCUCACAAAUCCCUCACAACAAGUUGCCAAACACACUCCUCCACCUGAACCUUGGCUACGCCCAUGCGAAAGAAUUCAUUGGUUACAGCUCAUCCAUCAAGAUACAAGAUGGCGCACUACCUCCCGAUCUCAACACCCUGUUCUGCCAUGAUAGAUGGAUACUGCCAGACCAACUUCCGGCAUCGAUCAGAUUGGUUCGUACCAAGUUCGAACUCAUGAGAUUCCACAACGUCUGUCCCCAUUGGUUCUACAAACACAACCCGCAUGUUGGCAUGGAGAUCUCCCUCCACGACCAGAGCUACAAGGCAACAUCGCACCACCACCUGCCACUGACCAAUCUAUACAUGUCGCAUGAAGAGCCAAAGCUUACUGCACUGCCGUCGACAAUCAAAGUACUGGCGAUCAAUUAUUUGAACGAGGAGCUGCAGGUUGGCAUGUUGCCAUUGGGUCUCACCGAAUUUCACAUGGGAGAAUUGUACAACCUUCCGAUCGAACCUGGACACCUGCCGGACAAGUUACGAGUGUUGGUCUUGAGCGUUCGGUUCAAGCAACCUUUGAAGAUUGGCGUUCUACCACAGUCUCUUACGGAACUCACUUUUGGCAACAAGUUCAAUAGUGAGAUUGGUGUUGGUGUGCUUCCGCCGAACCUGGUGUCGCUCAAGUUUGGAAACCGCUUUGGUCAUGGUAUGGGCGCUGGCGUCCUACCACAAUCUCUCCAAAUGCUACGUCUUGGACGUGGCUUUGCGGGACUCGUCGACGACGUGGUCAUACCAAGCGGAAUACGCUACUUGGACAUGCACGCGCACGUUGAUUUCGUCAAGUAUCUUGCUCAGUGUCCAUCGCUCGACACCUUGAAGCUCCGCAUCCUUGACACACCAUAUCGGAGGUUCUCCAAUGCCGUCGUCAAAGUCCCGUCCACCGUCACAUCACUCAAGCUGACAAUCAGAGGACGGUCGGCAAAUGCCAGGGAGUACAUCACCAACCUGCUGAAGGACAAUCCACAGCUCACUGGCUUCAGCGUCAAGAUUCAGAAAGACACAUAUAAUAUACGAUUCCUCGAUGGGCAAUCACAGGACAACAACCAGUUGGCAGUGUGUGUCUGUCACCUCAAGAACAACUUGGACUCGAGCAAGCUGACAUUCUUCAAAAUGGACCAAUUCCUCUCGCGGACAACUACAUUCAAGGUGUUCAAUCCAUUCUUUGUUGAGCAAAACAGAAUGGGAGACCUCCUUGACGAUCGUACUGAUGAGAGUAACAGUGAAGGUUUUAUGGAUACCAGCAGCGACGACGAUUUUGACGAUAGUGACGAUGACUUUAAUUUCUUUGAUCGUCGAAAAUAUCAACCUUAUCGCUGGGAUUCAUCCGACGAUGAUUGGGAUUCAUCCGGUGAUUGGGAUUCAUCCGAUGAUUAUUAUUAA
This is a messenger RNA of Acytostelium subglobosum LB1, 1908 nucleotides long. RefSeq lists its product as hypothetical. The transcript has a single exon. Lineage: Eukaryota; Evosea; Eumycetozoa; Acytosteliales; Acytosteliaceae. The record is from RefSeq and is a predicted model, not a curated record. The coding region runs from base 1 to 1908 and encodes 635 amino acids.